This is a messenger RNA of Coregonus clupeaformis (lake whitefish), 2059 nucleotides long. It is a transcript of the gene vgll2a, whose product is annotated as vestigial-like family member 2a. The coding region runs from base 273 to 1307 and encodes 344 amino acids. Gene Ontology annotation, biological process: regulation of transcription by RNA polymerase II. NCBI's taxonomy places the organism in Eukaryota, Metazoa, Chordata, Actinopteri, Salmoniformes, Salmonidae. Gene Ontology annotation, cellular component: nucleus. The record is from RefSeq and is a predicted model, not a curated record. The transcript is spliced from 4 exons.
CCUCAUUGGUCGGAUGCAGGCUCGUCCAGAGACACGUCAAAACGACAGGCUGUGUAAUGUCUUUACUUUUGCCGCCACGCGCUUCUGUCGCAUUGACCGUGCGUAAAGACCGAAGGCAGGACGCGCAGCGCAAUUGGGAUAGAAACUCCGCUCUCCAACGUUCCAAGUUACUUUAACCUCUCCCCGUUUAGGAAAUUACAGCCCUACAAUCUCCAAUGAAGAUUUCGCUUAUUCCGUCAAGUUACUAUCCGUGAGAAUUCGUUUUUUUCGCCAUGAGCUGCUUGGAUGUUAUGUAUCAAGUGUAUGGUCCACCACCUCAGCCUUAUUUUGCCGCAGCGUAUAGCCCAUAUCAUCACCAGAAAUUGGCAUUUUAUUCCAAAAUGCAAGAAGCGCAAGAGAGCAUCAGCGGUGGCAGCUCGUUCUCAAACCUCCCUGGGCCGACGAUAAAGGAGGAAGACUGCGCGCGUGAGAAAGAUCACCCUCCCGAGGCGGAGUACCUGAACUCGCGAUGCGUGCUCUUCACCUACUUCCACGGGGACAUCAGCUCCGUGGUGGACGAGCACUUCAGCCGGGCCCUCAGCCAACCAACCAGCUACGUCCCCGGGUCAGCCAGCAACAAGUCCGCACGAGAUGGAUCAUUCCCGAUGAGCCAGAGGAGUUUCCCCCCAUCCUUCUGGAACAGUGCGUACCAGCCCUCGUCCCUGAGCAGUGCCUUAGGAUCCUCCUUCUCAGAGAUACCCUUCCCUGGGGACUCCUACUCCUCUGCCUCCCUACACAGCCACCUCCACCAGGCCACCCCAGAGCCCUGGCACCACUCACACCACCACCACCACCCUUACUCACUCGGCGGGGCCAUCGGCACCCAGGGCUCCCCCUACCCUCGACCCAGCAUGCACGAGGUCUACGGCACGCACUUUGACCCCCGCUACAGUUCUCUGCUGGUGCCCUCUGUGCGGCCACAUCGGCUCCCUCCAUCCGCUGUCCCCGGGCCCAGCGCCUCGCCGUGUGACAUUGGGAAGAGCGAGUCAGCCAGCUCAGCCUGGACCGGGGCGUUCACAGGGGCAGGGGCAGACAUCAGCCAGAGCAUCGGCCUCAAUGUGGACGCAGAUUCUAAUCUCACUUGCAGCUCGAUGCUACACCCUCUGUGGCGGAAACAUCCUCAGCUGAAAUUACUCCAUUGUGGAUACUCUACUGGAAAUGCAGUGGACAAGGGAGAGAAUCUAAAACGGAGACUCUCCUACUUAAGAGAAAGGAGGGCAAAAACCAUGCAGGACUUGCUUGCCAGAAAUGCUCAGUGGUGUGACUGACAAAUGUUAUCUGGCCAAGACUGAACGCUUUCAACUCCUCCAAAGAGGAAACGUAUUAAAAAAUAAAAAUAGAGUGAAACUGGAACAUAACAAAUUAGAUUUGACGAGAGCAUACUCAAAGACUGGAGAAACACUAUUUGCUAUUGUGCUUUUAUUUAUCCAUGAAAGGAGAGGAGCAAGAGAGAGGAGCAUUCUCUAACAUGACUGAAGUGAGCAGCGGCUAUUUGAAGCCAUUUGACUCUAUGUUUCUCCCCAGCAGCUGUCAACGACAACUGUUUCAGAACUCAACGGACACACACACAAUCGUACUGUCACUGCACAGUGUUUGACCAGGGGCUCUGGACUUCAUAAAAGGAGCAUUUUGUCAAAUCUGGACCCCGACCCACAGGGAACAACUGGUUUGACUGGUGAUUUUGAGGUGCGGGGUGGACAGGGGGUAGCAGAAGUGGACACACACAACUUUGCUAUGUAUGUCUGUGUGCCAUAUCUGUGCAGUGCUACAGUAUAUGUGAGAAUGUUGCAUUAAAUAUUUGGAUGUUUAUGUACUUAUUCCUCAUUGUUUUUCAGUCAUCCCAGGUAUAAAGCAAAGUCAAACAGUCAUUAUCCGUGGUAUAUUGUAUUGUGAACACAUUAAUAUAUUGCCUUUUAAAGUAUUUUUUCUUGAUACAGUUGUGAUGUAAUGUCAAUGUGUUGUCUGCCUCGGCCUGUAACUAUAAAGCAAUGGCACAAUGUGAUUAAAACUCAACUAUAGA